GAACGCAUCAUUCCAGCAGUUGCAGCUACAGGUGAAAGAGAAAGUAUAAAGAGGGUUUUAUUUUGCAGGACGGAGGUAGGUUUCUCGCAAAUCAAGCAGAGGAGAACUUGAUUAUCAGCAAUGUGCGGGGAUGUCUGCAAAACAUGAACUUCACAACUCAAAGCUGACAGAGGUGUAGAAAUACGAUUGAUAAGAACGUCCACAAGGAAACAAAAUGACAGACAGACUCUCAGUCUGGAGACAGACUCUCUCCAAUAUGUUCUCCUAUCCACCUCCAGUUCCGUAUCAUGGCCUGCAAAACCAAGGAGAGACUUGUUACCUGAACAGCGUGCUGCAGGUGCUGUUCAUGACCGAAGACUUCAGAGACGCCGUGGAAAGGCACUGCUGUGAGAAUCCUGCCACUGAGUGGAUUGAUCGUCAACUCAAAGCCUUGUUUGAUGAUUUAAAAGGACAGACAGCAGACACAUAUAACAUCACAAAGAAGCUGGGCAUCCACAGAGUGUACGAACAGCAAGAUGCUGCUGAGUGCUUUGAGAAGAUUCUAAGUCUGACCAGUCCUGAUGCUUCACAGAUCUUCCACGGAUGGUUGACGGACAGGACCACAUGUUCUGGAUGUGGCACAGAGACGGACGCUGACGCGGCCUUCUGGCAUCUUCCUCUUGCGUUGACGGAUUCAUACAGUGAACACUACAGCGUGGUGGAUGGCAUUAAAAAGCAUUUUAGAGCCUCAGAGUUCAGCGGGGAGAACCAGAUGUACUGUGAGCAGUGCGACGCCAAAUGUGAUGCUACGACUCAAUGUGUGAUGAAGCAUCAUCCAGAGGUUUUGAUGCUGCUGUUGAAGAGGUUUGACUUUGACUACAGCUACAUGACAUAUGUCAAGAUCAACCAGACUGUGGAUGUUCCCCGCACCCUACAGAUACCAGAGAAUCAGACAUAUGAACUGUACGCGGUUGUGGACCACAGCGGAGAUCUUAGUAGCGGAUGCUACACUGCCACUAUCUGGGAUGAUGAGAACUGGUUUAACUUCUUUGACAGCAGGGUCACUUUGGCUGACCACCAGCCAUUCCAGGAGAAUAACUUUGAGAAAUCCUGCAGUGCUUAUCUCCUUUUCUACAGGAAAAAGAACGCUACUCAAACCACCAGGGCGGUGUCAGCGCCUGGAGGCCACCUGCCUGCUACCGGUGACGUCUAUGACCAGUGUCAAGAUCUUGGGAGGAGGAGAGGGAGAGAGGAGGAGGAGGCCAUCGAUGGAGAUCAAGAAAAAGAGAGAGUUAGGUCUAGAGGAGUUGAGAUACACAGGACACAGGAAGUUAGACACGAUUAUGACCUGAAACCUGUCAGUGAGGACAAACAGAGAGGAGGGAGAACUGAUGACGAGGAGGAAAAAACUGAAGCUGGUGAAAAAGGGAUCGCAUCAGAGAUAGGAAAGCUAAAUCAUGACUAUGGAAGAGACGGUGGCAGUAAACAGAACAUGCUAAAACAUGACCAUCAGCGCAGAGAGGAGAGGAUGGAUGCGCAGGAAGUCGCGGAACAAGAGAGAGGAGAUGGCAAACAACAUGCGCAGAGCAAAGACACAUCAGCAACGGAACGUUAUCCUACUGAAGGUGUCCAGGCUCAGGAGAGUGACAGUGUGAGACAAGAUGAUGCUAGUGUGCAUUUUGAGCAGAAAAUCAGAAUUAUGCCUACAAUCCAAGAAGAUGUUGAGUUAGACAGGAAAGGAAAAACCGAAGUGCAUGACAGAGGGAUGAGAUCAGGGACCACAAAGCUCUUGACAAUAUAUGACCUCCUCCACUCUUCUGAGAAUCAGGACGAUAAAAGAGUAGACGACAAUAAACAGAAAAUGCCGAAAGAUGAUCAGAGGUGGAAAGAGGGAGGCAGUAGCAGGCAUGAGGGACAUGAGCAAGAGAGAGAGGGGAGGAGGGAUGUUCAGGGAGUCACGGAGCAAAACAGGGGAGACAGUCAACAUCCACACUUUGGUCAGGAUGUAGAGGAUCAGAGCAUUGAUAGACAACGGAUGUCAGAGCAGAAAACCAGUGGAACAUAUCCAAGCCAUCAAGGUGACGGUGCGGAGACACAAAGCAAACCUAUGCAAAACAGAUCAGACUCCUCCCUUAGACAAGCAGGAUCUGCAGGAAGCAGCAAACCAGCAGAGUGUCAGGGAGCUGGCCGUGGUGAGAAGGUGACACGGAGUAAUCCUCAACCAAAACCCACCCUUGAAUUUGUUGAGUCUACACGGGAAGAAAGCCCUGGCUCUAAAGAUAUUGAAAUUAAGAUAACUGACACAGAAAUCCGCAGUGAAACUGUACCGAGGUCCUCAGUAUGCAGCGAUUUAAGACAAGCAGGUUCUGCAGGAAGUAGCAAACCAGCAGAGUGUCAGGGAGCUGGCCGUGGUGAAAAGGUGAGACGGAGUUAUUCCCAGCUGAAACCAACACUUGAAUUUCCCGAGUCUACAAGGGAAGAAAGUCCUGGCUCAAAAGGUAUCGAAAUUAAGAUAACUGAUACAGAAAUCCGCAGUGAAACUGUAGCAGGAACCUCAUCAGAGGGCAGGUUGUCCAAGAGAUUUGCCAAGUUAAAAGUGAGUGGGUCAUUUCCUACAACGCCAAAGAAACGUGCAAUCCAAAAAACAGUUGGAAAUGCACAAGAGGAGGAGGCAAGAGUCACAAAGAAGCAAAAACUCUGACACAGAGGAUCAAGCAGAUCCAUCAAGUCCAUUGUUUUCAUCUUUCCCACGGAGGAAAUGCAAAGAGAAGGGGGACGAACAGAAGCGCUUUUUUUCUUGCAUCAGUCUGUAAUAAACUAACCCUCAUAUAAUGGCAAGGCAGGAAAAGUAGUUCAUUUUAAAUCAUGUCCACAAACUGAAUAGUCGCGUUAUUUUAGCAUUCUCAUUUUCUUCGUAUUUAAAGUUUGCAGUAAUGAAGAGAUGUACUGAUUUAUUGCAUUGUUUGUCAAAAUCUUGUUAGAUAGAGAGAAAUAUUAAUAGAUGACACUGAAGGGGAACAUGUAAUGUGAUUUCAGACAAGAGAUUGUAUGAGGGAAAUAUGUUCUUAUAAAUAUUUUAUUUUUACUUUUGUUGUAAUGUUAUGUUGUAGCACUGCUUGAUUAGGAUUUCUGGACACUCCACAUUACUGCAAUGCUGUAAUAGAAGAUUUUAUGUUAAUCGCUUUGAAACAAACUAUUGUGUUGACAUGUACCUUUGUGCAUUCAUAUGAUCAUGAGGGUGAUGAAACAGACCAUCUCAAUAAAUAUAAAUGUUACAUUUAAAUAUAAAUGUUAAAAAUAAAUAUGAAUGUUAAAUGUGAUUGUAAAUAGUUGCAUUGGGCUACAUACUAAUGUGUCAUUUUAUUCAUAAUUGAAUUUUACAUGUCCAUCUCUUUCAUAGUCACACAAACAAAAACUGUUCCAUUUUUUGAUAAUAGUGUUGUGAUCUCAGUCAUCCUCCCUGUCAUUUUCAUUUCCACAUGAUCAGUCUGAUCUUUUGUUUUUUUUUACCUUUGUUCAGCUGGUUAAACCUCACUUAUGAUCAGAGGGAUUUUUGUACCAGAACAUGUUCGAGAUCCGGCUCUAACCCGGACACCUUUACUUCCCUGUUAGUUGCGUAAACCCCCUGUCGUUCAUCCCACUAU
Messenger RNA from Acanthopagrus latus (yellowfin seabream), 3623 nucleotides. Its product is annotated as ubiquitin carboxyl-terminal hydrolase 17-like protein C. The record is from RefSeq and is a predicted model, not a curated record. Bases 215 to 2680 code for a protein of 821 amino acids. Gene Ontology annotation, molecular function: cysteine-type endopeptidase activity; cysteine-type deubiquitinase activity. Gene Ontology annotation, biological process: protein deubiquitination. Gene Ontology annotation, cellular component: cytosol; nucleus. NCBI's taxonomy places the organism in Eukaryota, Metazoa, Chordata, Actinopteri, Spariformes, Sparidae. The transcript has 12 exons.